UGCUGGUGAAAUAAAUUAUUGUUCGCUUAAUUGCUUUCUGCAGCAAGAUGUACUGCCUGACGUACAUACCGAUGCUGCCGCAGGAGAUAACGAACCACUCCCCACGGGGAAACAGGAUAGGAAUGAUCUCGAUUUAUGUGUUCUCUUUCACGGAACUGUGAAUUUGAAUUAAGAUAGUGCGAGUAGUAGUGUCCGAUACCGCCAUGUUCCUUCAAUGUUCAGAGAGUCAAUGCUCGGUUUUGCCGACUCCUUCCACAUCGAAUCAACUAGUCGUCCCUUAACAUCGCUUUAAUCAGUUGCGUGUGAUGUCCAGCUCCAUUGAAGCGUGUAGUACGCGCAAGUGAUAAGAGCCUCACUAGCUGUAGCAUUUUACCUAGAACAAGCCAGUACACAAACUAGCGCCUUAGUGGCGAAUCAGCUGAAGCGAUGCAGUUUAUUGUGACAACGUUACUCUUAGGAACGAUACACGUGACUGUGGGCGGUUUUUUGGAUUGGUUCCGAGGUAAUCAGGAGCAGGAGGUUCAUCGAGUUGGACCAAUCCACAUCGAGGUGCUCCUGCCAAAGGGUAUCCGCCUGUGGACACACUACAAUCCCGACGUCAAACUGUUCGGCGUGGAACUUUACGUGAAAUACAACGAAGGUCAAACGGAAGCCCUGGAAUGUGCCCUCUGUCGGAAUACGACGGUGCCGGUGUAUGGCAAGUUUCUGCUGCAAGAUGAUGAAGUAGAGGCCAGGGCCGGUGACGUCCUGGAGUAUGUCAUCAUUACUUCGGAUGGAGAAACGGACCUGAGGCAUACAAAGCGUCGUACAGUAGUGCAUGAUGAUCUAAUACGAACCCGCGAUCGGCCGUGUGAUUGUACUGAACGGCAAAGCCCGGACCUGCUACUGCUAGAACCUGCCACAGAGGUGGAAUUGCUGGAACGGAUGAUUCAUCGUGUGUUAGCUAACCGUAGCCGAUCGUGCGAGUCCCUCUCCAAGUGGUUGGUGUUACGAGUGGAACCAAGGAAUGAACUGGCCGAUGUGGAGCAGCACGUUCGUACGGUGGUGCACCGAAUGAUGCGUGUGGCCGUACUGCUCGACAUGGAUGGUGCUAGACUGGCCAUUUCCAACCCAAACGAGCUGAUAGACCGGGUCGAGGACCAUCCGGAUGGGAUUGCAUUCCGUGUGCGAUCGGUAAUGGAGAAGCUGAAGCUCCUGGAACUUCUUCGAUCCAGCCGGCUAGUGGUGGACUAUGAUGGGAUCUUUAGUAGGGCGCCGAACAGCGAACAGGAAAUGGAUUGAAGAAGAUAGUAUGAAGAAAAAAAACGAA
Molecule: messenger RNA, 1309 nt
Organism: Anopheles aquasalis
Lineage: Eukaryota; Metazoa; Arthropoda; Insecta; Diptera; Culicidae
Molecular function (GO): carbohydrate binding
Source: RefSeq, a predicted model, not a curated record